AUGGCAACACUUGAGGGUGCCUACUGUUUCCUCUCCGGAAUGUCGGCCGCUUUUCUGAUUCUUUUCUCUCUAUUCGAUCUCCUCUACAUCACUAGCACUGUCUCCGAUCUUUUGCCGAAAAUCUGCAAUAUUCUCAGUUGGAUUGUGAUCUUUACAAAUUUGCUUUCUGUUUGUUUCACGCUUCGAAAGCAUCACAGUAGGCAAACGUUGAACUUUGUAUCGAGUUUUCUUUGUCAAGUUGUAGCGGUGGUUUGGAGUGCUCUGAUAUUUCAUCACUUAGAUAACUCGUCAUUUACCGGACUACAGAUGCCAAGUGCUUGUCCGAUAAAGAUACUCGCCCUUAUCAUCGCAAUCUUGUUAUGUUGUGUGGAAGUUGGUCGAAUCUCACUGGUCGUCCUCCUGCUCCGGCGUCAACGUCUCAUCGUUCCUCGUGGCAGUAUUCUGACAUUAUUC
Messenger RNA from Mesorhabditis belari, 453 nucleotides. The record is from the annotation of a GenBank genome assembly. Lineage: Eukaryota; Metazoa; Nematoda; Chromadorea; Rhabditida; Rhabditidae.